Messenger RNA from Pseudonaja textilis, 2378 nucleotides. The record is from RefSeq and is a predicted model, not a curated record. NCBI's taxonomy places the organism in Eukaryota, Metazoa, Chordata, Lepidosauria, Squamata, Elapidae.
UUCCCCCUUUUAUUUUUCCUCCUCUUCCUACCCCUUUUCCCCUCCCCUCGCUUGAUCUCGCUGCAGUGCAAGACCUUCAUCUCGGGGGCUUUCCCCACGCCCUAGCCCUUCCCCCCCCCUUUCUCUUUCUCUCUCUGUCUCUCUCUCUGUCUCUCUCUCUCUCUCUCUGGCUCCCCAGUGCCUCUUGGAUACUCUGGAUUAAUGCACAGUGAUGUAUAAUCCACAGAAUGCCCAGCAGUAUCGGAAAAAGAUUUAAACCGACAAAAUACAUCCCCGUCUCUACUGCAGCCGCCUUACUAGUGGGGUCAACUUCGCUCUUUUUCGUCUUCACGUGCCCGUGGUUGACCAGAGCCAUCUCCCCAGCUGUUCCACUCUACAAUGGGCUCGUAUUCCUGUUUGUCCUGGCAAACUUCAGUAUGGCCACGUUUAUGGACCCGGGGGUCUUCCCACGAGCCGACGAAGACGAGGAUAAAGAUGACGACUUCCGAGCUCCGCUCUAUAAGAACGUGGAGAUCAGAGGCAUCCAAGUUCGGAUGAAAUGGUGCGCCACCUGCCACUUCUACCGCCCUCCGCGUUGCUCCCACUGCAGCGUUUGCGACAACUGCGUUGAGGAUUUUGAUCAUCACUGCCCUUGGGUUAAUAACUGUAUCGGAAGACGAAACUACCGCUAUUUUUUCCUUUUCUUGCUGUCUUUAAGUGCCCACAUGGUCGGCGUGUUCACCUUCGGGCUUAUCUAUGUCUUGCACCAUGCUGAAAAAGUGGGCGUGGCCCAUACUGCCGUAACGAUGACAGUCAUGUGUAUCGCUGGGCUGUUCUUCAUUCCAGUGAUUGGCUUGACUGCUUUCCACAUCGUUUUGGUGGCCCGAGGACGCACAACCAACGAGCAGGUGACGGGUAAGUUCCGUGGAGGAGUCAAUCCUUUUACUCAAGGAUGCUGCGGGAACGUGGAACAUGUCCUCUGCAGCCCCCUGGCUCCUAGGUACAUUGUGGAUCCCAAGAAGAAGGAGAUGGUUAGUGUGAAGCCCCCUUUCCUGAGGCCGGAUCUAAAGGAGCGACAGAUCACCGUCAAAAUAAGUGACAACGGUGUUCAAGCCAACCUCAACCAGAACAAGUCUAAAAUUAGCCUUGAAGGACUAGACGAAAAUACCAUGGAUAUACAGCCUCCACUUCCACCCAAGGGGGAUUCCAGUAAAUACAGUGAACUGGGAAGCACUGAAGAGAGCAGCCUUUCUCCCAAGCUGAUCAGCCCUCCUACACCUGCCAUGUACAAAUAUCGCCCUGCUUUCAGCCACAACUCUAAAGUCCAUUAUCAUGGAACAUCUGAGCAGAUCUCCCUCCACGAAGGACUCAGGCAAAGCUCCUUGGCCGAUGACAAUGACAGCAGCCUGGAUUAUCAAUCUGAGCCCAGCAUGGAGCUCCCCAACUAUCGGAAGAGUUCCCUCCACAAGACCUAUCAGUCUUCUCCGCUCCAAGCUGAUUCUUUUGCUGCCAACUCCAGAUCCCUAAGUCUGAAAGCGGGUGGCCGGAGAGGCCCCGACAAACUGCCCCUCCAUCUCAUGAAAUCCGAAGGGGCGACCUCCACCCCCUACAAAAGCAUCUUUGCCCCCAAUUCCCUCUCCAACAGGAAUGGGAGCUUAUCCUAUGACAGCUUGCUCAACCCCAUCUCCCCAGCCGGGAAGCGGUGCAUUGCGCACGCCGCGGUGGGCUCCGUCGGAUACCACUCGCCAUAUUUGUCUGCCAAAAUGUGCCAUCUGAGGGGCAGGGAACUCCAGCGCCCGUCUCCCCAGACCUUUAGCCCCGGGCAAGGUGGGCUGACCCAGCACCCACGAGACCCCUCCCCAGUCCGCUACGACAACCUGUCGAAAACAAUUAUGGCGUCCAUUCAAGAAAGGAAGGAGAUGGAGGAGAGGGAGAAGCUCCUGCACUCUCACCCAGACUCCGUGUUUGCAGAUUCAGGGGUGUACGACACCCCAAGUUCUUACAGCCUUCAGCAAGUCAGCCUGCUCUCGGACGAUCCCCGUAGCUUAGUCCUGAGAUACGGCUCCAGGGACAAUUUGAUGCCCCACAGCAGCUUCAGUGCACGCAACCCAGCUUUGCAGACCUCUGUUUCUUCCCUCUCCAGCGCUAUGACCCGAGUGUCAAGGACUUCCACACCUUCUCUCCAAGCAGACCUAGCCAAUAACAACAUCCAAGCCCAUCAGGCGCUGCAGGGCAGGAUGAGUAACGGCUCCUACAAAUCACCAAGCCACCAAGUUCCUUCAUCUCCAAGUGGGAUCCCCCGGUCUCCCUCAUACGGGGCUCCAAAAUCCAUCUCCUUUGUGAACACGAUGGAGCUGACCGAAGCCCAGUCCAUAGGCACUGCGAGAAAUAGGAUGUAA